Exaiptasia diaphana is the source of this 1794-nucleotide messenger RNA. Its product is annotated as zinc metalloproteinase nas-6. The transcript has 10 exons. Bases 401 to 1621 code for a protein of 406 amino acids. Gene Ontology annotation, biological process: proteolysis. Gene Ontology annotation, molecular function: zinc ion binding; metalloendopeptidase activity. The record is from RefSeq and is a predicted model, not a curated record. NCBI's taxonomy places the organism in Eukaryota, Metazoa, Cnidaria, Anthozoa, Actiniaria, Aiptasiidae.
ACUUUACCAGAGGCGUCAAGUAAUUCAUAAGGAAAGAUCAACAAUGAUUACAAUACAAAAACUACAACACACUCAAUACAACUUAAAAAAGCAGAAAGUGUGCAAGGUGUUCAAGUACAUGGACAUAUUAGCACAGCUGACUCGCUGAAACCCCGAUCUAGACUAACACUGGGCGAGUGUGUUCUUUGUUAAAUGGCUGUCUGUCAACUGUAAUGUACUCAGCUCCAAAACAGCCCAUCAAAACAGGCAUGUUWAUGUAAGAUUUGGUUAAAAGUGAAUUGGAUUAUUACGCGAUACAGGCUGAAAGCUAUAAUUGACGAAAUACAUUCUCAGUCGAGUCGGUAAAAACGGUUGGCUGGAUAAGAAACCACUGCUAUAAAAAAACGUAUAUUCCAGAAGGAUGAAGUCCAUUAAUGCAAGYCUCGUUCUGAUACAAAUAUUGAUGUAUGGAAUAUUAUUGGUGGAAUGUAAGAAACCAGGUUAUGACUUUAUAAACAAAGGUAAGGAAUUUGAAGGAGACAUCAAGUUGGACGAAUACACGGGAAAGUUGAAGAAAGCCCGAGUGUCGGUCAUCAAUCGGUCGCUUACAUGGAACAACGGCAUUGUGCCUUACGCCUUUCACUCAUCUCUUAAUGAUUAUCCAUAUGAACGACAGCUGAUAAACAACGCUAUGGCUUUGAUUGCAAGGGAUUCGUGCGUAAGAUUCAAGCUCAGGACUAGUGAGAAUUAUUACUUGAAUUUUAUCCGUGGAAGAGGGUGUUAUUCGUACGUUGGCAAGUCCUCUAUCCAGGGACAGUCGGUCUCUAUAGGCCCAGGCUGUGGGUAUAUUGGUAUAGUACUCCAUGAAAUAAUGCAUUCGCUUGGCUUCUUUCAUACAAACUCUCGUCCUGACAGAGACUCCUAUGUGAAUGUUUAUUACAGUAAUAUCUUAAAAGAUCAUAUAAUCGAUUUCAACAAAUACAAAAGUAGUGAAGUGAGUCGUCAGGGAGCACCGUAUGACUUCAAAUCAAUACUCCACUUACCAAGGACAAGUUUUAGUAAAAAUAAUAGAAAUACCAUCGAGUCACGCGCCGGCCCAUUGGUCCCUCUUGGACAACUGAAUGGCUUAACACCAAUAGACAUUCAAGAGAUUAACACACUGUAUAGAUGUACUGGUUAUAAAGGGUGCUACUUUGCGCUGGGAAUGGAAGAUAAAACGAUUCAGAAUAGCUGGAUAACAGCGAGCUCUUAUAAAGUUUCUUACCAACCGCACCAAGCUCGCCUUCACCUCACGGCUAACACGCAAGGAGCAGGGGCCUGGUGUGCUUCGCGUUCAUCGAUUGGACAAUAUCUCCUGAUUGACUUGGGGAAACUCAAACAAGUCACAGGAAUUGCAACACAAGGGAAAAUUGGAAUAUUUACUGCGGACGCCUGGGUCGAAUCGUAUACUGUACGUUACAGCAUAUAUCGAUACCAUUCCUGGUACCAAGUCUACCAGACUUUUCCUGGAAACUGGGAUGGGAGUUCAUCUCAUUAYAAUUCUAUGAACUAUCCAAUCACGGCGCGCUACAUCAUGAUCGAGCCUUUAAAAUGGACACAGGAGAUAUGUAUGAGAGUUGAACUUUAUGGAUGCAAUGUGUAACGUUCUUUAUGGCAAGAUUAUGUUUUGUUUUAUGGUCAUCAAAAAAAUCUAUAAAACAUUUGUGGCAAUGUAAAGCAAUUGUAACGAUGAAUCCAGUGAUAAAAAAUUAAAGAAGAAUACAUAAUAUUUACAUAUAUGAUAUAUAAUAAAAUUGAUGAUAACGGCGAUGAUGA